Molecule: messenger RNA, 1711 nt
Organism: Erigeron canadensis
Lineage: Eukaryota; Viridiplantae; Streptophyta; Magnoliopsida; Asterales; Asteraceae
Product: 50S ribosomal protein L18
Exons: 7
Coding region: 130-621 (163 amino acids)
Biological process (GO): translation
Cellular component (GO): ribosome
Molecular function (GO): structural constituent of ribosome; 5S rRNA binding
Source: RefSeq, a predicted model, not a curated record
UAACUUUCUUUUUUUUUUGAACGGGAAUUAACUUUCUUUCAACCCGAUAAAUUCCGAUUAGACCCGACCGACCAAAUUUAGUUUUGGGUUUAGCUUACAGACCAGGUGAGCUUUUUAUUAUAUAAAUAUAUGGCGAUUAGGGCAUUAACUGUGCCUCUGCAGUUCAAGAAAUGUGAUAUAUUUGGCGAAAGUUGUUUGAAAAUAAUUCCGAUUCAUAGUACAAUUGUUCGUAUAAAGCCGAUGGUGAUUGAAGCAAGAGCUAGAACGAGGGUAGAAAGUCCAAAAGUUCGGAAUAGAAGAUUACAAAAAAAGUACAAUGGUACACAGAAGAAACCAAGGCUUUCGGUAUUCUGUUCAGAAAAGCAGUUGUAUGCUAUGCUUGUUGAUGAUCAGAACAAGAAGUGCUUAUUUUAUGGCAGCACUCUGCAGCAAUCAGUCCGUGAUAGCCCUACAUGUACAACCAUUCGAGCAGCACAACGCGUUGGUGAAGAGCUUGUAAAGACGUGUACCGAUCUGGGAAUUGAUGAAAUCUCAUCUUAUGAUCGGAAUGGGUUUUCCCGAGGCGCAAGAAUGGAAGCAUUUGAGAUUGCAUUAUCUUCUCAUGGGUUUUUGUUUCGGUAGACUUGUAUCUUAUUUGAGCCUGCAACAUUGUAAAAAAAUUAAUCAAAUUUCUGCUUUUGUUAGCUCUAUUGGCUUGUCUGUCAUAGUAUGUUCAAAAUGGUAAUAUUAAUAUUUUUAUGUACCUCCUCUAUCCCCCACGAGACUUUGCUAACAUCACUUUCUUAAGUGUCCCAAGAAAAUUACUGUGUUUAUUUUCUAGUAGGUUCAGUUUUUACAAGUAUGUGAUUGCUUUCAAACAUCAUUUGAAAUAAUUUAUAGUUCUAAUUUGGGCAUACAAGAUCUGUUUUGUUCAAUAGCAGAGAAGGAGACCAAGUCAUCGGUCAUGUAGAGAUUGAUUCCUAUUAGCUCUCUCAGAUGCCGGGUUAACUUUUGGAACAUCAUGGAUGCAGAGAGCAUUUAGUAGAUUGUCUACAAAGUAAAGUGAAAGAUUGAUGGAUUAAGAUAGAGUAUGGAUUAAGUUUGCAGUACUUUUUAAUAUGAUUUCGUAAAGGUCAUGUUCGUACUAUAAGAUAGUUGUUGAAGAGGACAGAAUAUCAUCCCUGAAGCCAUAUUUUUCAGUCCCAAAGAUGAUGAGCCUAAUUGGAUGAAUCUGUAGUGGAAGAUAACUUGCUGUGCCAAAAAGGAUUCAGUGGUGGCCCAACUUUUAGAACAAACAAUACUCGUGAGAUACAAGAACUGGAGGCUUCAAAUAUACCCUAUAGGUUUUCAUAUGAUGCAGACACAGGGCAACCAUUGAAGACCAGACCUUUUUGUUUAUAGAAAAUCAAGACAAAAAGAGGCCACCACAAAAAUGGGCAUAACUUUUGCUAGAAGGCUCCGUUUUGGGCGUGUGACCAGUCAAAACGACCGCAGAAACGAGACGCAUCAAGCUGCAAACCGCCAGUCGACCUUCGAGCCCCGAAAUGGCCUUUUUCUAUGAGUUUUGGACCAUUUUGUAUGUUUUUCGGUUUUUUUUUGACUUUCUUUUGGUUAUAACUUUCGGCCCACUUGUAUUUUAGGGCCCAUUCGAAAUUUGCAGCUUUAUUUAUAUGUAUCUGGACAUGGGGAAAUGAUCAGUUUAUGAUAAAUCAAAAAUUCAUUUUUUUCCUAU